GCGCACACAGCCAACCAGCCAAAGUGCCAAGCCCCCAACCCCACGACAUCCGCCACUCAAGCGAACGCAGGCUCAGUUCCUCGUCGUCUCGCUCGCUUUGCCCACCAAACGCGCAGCGGCCGCCGCUCGUCGCUCCUCCCGGGACAACCUCGCUAGAAAUCGCUCCCCUCCGACCUCCUGGCCAGGUCCAGUUUGUAGCCAUCUGUAUCUGCCUUGUUCAGAAAACAAAUACCACAAGAGUGCUGUCCCACUAACCACCCUCCAAUUUUCAUGAUUCUUUCUUGCCCAAAAUCCCAAAGAGAAAGGUCCAAUGUUCUGUUCUGAUCGAGCUGUUCCUGGAGCCAUCUUAUAGCAAAUCAGGUGUAAAUAGAUCCUCAAAACAUCCUUUCUUGAGAUACCAACAACUACAAUGGUGCACCCAACCUUGUCAGUUAUCCUCAGAUGCCUCACACUGCUGUGCAUCUUGUCACUUACCGUGGCGGCGGCUGAUAACAAUACCACUGGCUCUGGUCAGAUACGCCUAGACUGUGGAGCAUCAAGCCCGACGAGCACUGAUGCUGACGAACGGACUUGGGACAGCGACAUUGGUUCCAGGUUUGCGCCUUUACUGAAAGGAACUGCAGCCACUGCUUCAUACCAAGACCCUGCACUACCGUCCCCCACACCUUACAUGACUGCUCGCAUCUUCACUUCUAAUUACACAUAUUCCUUCCCCAUUAGUCCUGGUCGCAUGUUCGUCCGUCUCUACUUCUAUCCUAGCACAUAUGACAACUAUGCUCCUGGAAAUGCUUACUUUGGUGUCACAGCCGGCAAUCUUACCCUUUUAGACAACUUCAAUGCUUCCCGAAAUGCUCUGGCUAUAAAUGUUGCCUGCUUUUUUCUUGAAUACUCCAUAAAUGUUACUGCAGACAGGCUAGACCUCACCUUUGCCCCAUCGACACACCACAAUGGCUCUUCCGCAUUUGUCAAUGGGAUUGAAAUCGUGCCCACACCUGACCUCUUCACAACACCAAUGCCGACAAUGGCCAAUGGUGGAAACCCGAAUCCCUUCCCUAUCGUUCCUUCAACGGGAUUCCAAACGAUGUACCGGCUCAAUGUUGGGGGCCACGCCAUCUCUCCAAAAGGUGAUAUUGGCUUUUACCGAUCUUGGGGUGAUGACAGUAAUUACAUAUUUGGUGGUCAGGGGGUGACCUUCGGCAAAGACAAAAAUCUUAGCAUCAUAUAUACACCCAGUGUCCCAAAUUACACUGCACCUGUUGAUGUCUAUGCAUCUGCACGGUCAAUGGGGCCAAACCCAGAGGUCAACCUGAAAUACAACCUUACAUGGACUUUACCAGUUGACGCGGGAUUCUACUACCUCCUAAGGUUCCAUUUCUGCGAGAUCCAGUAUCCGAUAACUAAGUUCAAUCAGAGGUCAUUCUUCAUCUAUAUAAACAACCAGACAGAACAGCAGCAAAUGGAUGUUAUCGCGUGGAGCAGAGGAAUUGGCAGAACAACGUACACAGACUAUGCUAUCAUCACAGCUGGUUCCGGUCAGAUGGACUUAUGGGUUGCCCUUCACCCUGAUCUUUCGUCGAGACCAGAGUACUAUGAUGCAAUAUUGAACGGUCUCGAGGUCUUCAAGAUACAGAAUUAUGGAAAUAACAGUCUUAACGGGCUCAACCCUCCACUUCCAUCUGUUGAACCUAAUGGGAAGCCUAGUAGAAGAAACUCAAAGGGUGCUGCUGCACCAGCAGCCAUUGGUGGAGCUGUUGGUGGCUUUGUUGUGCUACUGGUUGCCUCUAUUGGUGUGUGCGUCAUCUGCAGAAGAAAGAAGAAGGUGGCAAAGGAGUCUGGGAAAUCUGAUGAUGGUCCCUGGACUCCUCUUACUGAUUACAGCAAGUCACAAUCAAACACCUCCGGAAAGACAACCAACACAGGGAGCCGCACAUCGACAUUGCCAUCUAAUCUUUGCCGCCAUUUUUCAUUUAGUGAAAUCCAGGCUGCCACCAAUAAUUUUGAUCAAACCUCUCUCCUUGGCAAAGGUGGGUUUGGGAAUGUGUACCUUGGAGAGAUAGAUAGUGGCACAAAGGUGGCAAUCAAGCGUGGCAACCCAAUGUCUGAGCAGGGUGUUCAUGAGUUCCAGACUGAGAUUGAGAUGUUGUCGAAGCUCCGUCACCGCCACCUUGUGUCAUUGAUUGGGUAUUGUGAGGAUAUGAAUGAGAUGAUUCUAGUGUAUGACUACAUGGCCAAUGGGACACUUAGGGAGCACUUGUACAACGGCAAGAAGACACCACUUUCAUGGAAGAGUCGGCUUGAAAUCUGCAUCGGUGCAGCUCGGGGUCUGCAUUACCUUCAUACAGGUGCAAAGCAUACUAUCAUACACCGGGACGUCAAGACCACCAACAUUUUGUUGGAUGACAAGUUGGUUGCAAAGGUUUCUGACUUUGGGCUUUCGAAGACUGGCCCAAAUGUUGAGAACACCCAUGUGAGCACGGUUGUGAAGGGAAGCUUUGGAUACCUCGACCCUGAGUACUUCCGACGGCAGCAGCUCACUGAGAAAUCUGAUGUUUACUCGUUUGGAGUUGUGCUGUUCGAGGUCCUCUGUGCGCGACCUGCCCUUAGCCCCUCACUUCCAAAGGAGCAAGUGAGCCUUGCCGAUUGGGCACUGCACUGCCAGAAGAAAGGCAUUCUUGGCCAGAUCAUCGACCCACAUCUCCAAGGGAAAAUUUCUCCCCAAUGCUUCAUGAAAUUCGCGGAGACCGCAGAGAAAUGUGUGGCUGAUCACAGCAUUGACAGGCCAUCUAUGGCCGAUGUCCUCUGGAACCUUGAAUUUGCACUCCAGCUGCAGGAGAGCGCAGAGGACAAUAGCAGCCUCACCGACGGGACAUCAUCAAACAGAUCACCACUUAUCAUGCCCGGGCUUCACUCGGACGAGCCACCUACAGACACAACCACUACCACAUCAACCACAAUGAGCAUGACAGGGCGAAGCCUUGCAAGUAUGGAGUCGGAUGGGCUGACCCCAAGCAGUGUCUUCUCACAGCUCAUGAAUCCAGGUGGCAGGUGAAAGCCAACUCUGCAAGCUUCGUGGUAUAACUAACUAGUAUAGUUAUCAAUCAUAUAGACAUGGUCACCUCAUAUUAUAUAUAUGUCCUGUGCAAGAACCAAUAUAUAUAUUUUUAUCUAGCCGAGGUCACUGUAAUUGUAUAAUAUUGCCAAGGUACUGUCUUUCCAUUGUCUUAGAAAAUCUAUUGAAGAUAUGAUUCUCAAUUCAGGAUCGAUUUGUAAUAAUAUAUACAUGUGCAAACAAGGUGUCACUAUUUAGUUUCCUUGGCAGUGAUCUCCUUAAUAACAUACUAGUAAAUGAAUUGGGAAACA
Molecule: messenger RNA, 3360 nt
Organism: Panicum hallii
Lineage: Eukaryota; Viridiplantae; Streptophyta; Magnoliopsida; Poales; Poaceae
Product: receptor-like protein kinase FERONIA
Exons: 2
Coding region: 410-3049 (879 amino acids)
Biological process (GO): protein phosphorylation
Molecular function (GO): protein kinase activity; ATP binding
Source: RefSeq, a predicted model, not a curated record